Molecule: messenger RNA, 5560 nt
Organism: Amyelois transitella
Lineage: Eukaryota; Metazoa; Arthropoda; Insecta; Lepidoptera; Pyralidae
Product: colorectal mutant cancer protein
Exons: 15
Coding region: 586-2517 (643 amino acids)
Source: RefSeq, a predicted model, not a curated record
UACGUCACGGGCGCCCGUGUUGAACUGCAUUGCGUUUGUACGUCAUCAAAACAAAUAAAACAAAACCAGAUUCCGUCUCGAAAUAACGUGUUACGUCUAUAAAUAAACCUCGGAAUCAAUCAAUAAUGAACCGCCUCUCGUCCUGAUGGAUAUCUCGUGUACAAAUUAAGAAAAGAAGCGGGAAUUUUCGUUUCGCAAUUUCGAAGUUUUUGUGUUCCAUAUUAUCGGUGCAACGGUAUUGGUGACCUACUUGAGUGCAGUGUGACGUCAUUGGUGGAUUUGUUUUCCCUUUUCGAAAAGUGGUGUACCAUUUUUAUUUUCGGAAAAAUGUGAAAUUGUUUUUGGCUGUAUGGUAUAGUGGAUUUUUUAUUGUUUUGGUUAAAUUUUUUAGGCAGCAAUUAAAAUAGAAAGUUUCGGUUACAAUAUUAGCAAACGUGAAAGUUGCCCGCAGUUUCUGGGAAUUGAUUGUGUUCCUAUAAUUUAUAAGUUAUUUAUUUAAUUUUCACUCUAAAAUGUCUACAGCAUAGCCACAGCCGUAAAUUAGUGUACAAAUUAAAAAAAUAAGAAAAAAAAGGAGUGCCCACAAUGAAAAUAACCACCCUUGCUGGGACCAGGGCAGCGACCACCGAGCCUCCUCGCUCGACGGCGUAUUACUACGCUGACCUUGAACGCCUGAAACGGAAAGACCAGGACUUACCAAACCCGUUGAAGAAUCCAGAAGAAUACACAGAGUCCAAUAUCGUCGACGAUGGUCCUGUUACAGAGGUACCGCCGUUUAGGGACAGGAAGUUCAGUCUGCCGGAGUAUUCUACGCCGGAGAACUCGAGGAAUCCCGAGGAGACUUACUCCACAGCUGGUACUUUUCCAAUGCCCGAGCAGAAGGAGAAGGAACCCUUGUUGGCUGAGCUGGAGGUGGUCGGGAGACUGCCCCUGACUCAGCUGGAGUCUAACAUCGGGGUGAGGAGAAGCAGGAGCUGGUACCUUUGCUGUCCAAACGUGGGGGAUGAGGAGAUGUCCAGGGAAUCGUCGUGGAGGUAUUCCAGUUUGAGGCCUGUGACGGCGCCCCCGGCGCCUGGGCAAAACGGAUUCGUCACUAUGGUCGCCUCCCAGACCAGUCGUGAGGACUUCGCCAGUCUCCGAGCUGAAAGGGACGCGCUCGCGAGAGCUUUGACAGCUGAGAGACAGCGGUCCGCCGCGGCUGCGCGCGCGCAUGACGCUCGGCUGGCGGAGCUGCACGGCGUCAUAGCGGAGCUGGUGCGCAGGCGGGCCCAGGAUAAGCAGUCCACGGCUAUACCUGAGGAGGAGGUGUCAGACGAAUGCGAGUCUACGACGCAGCCGGCUGGGGAAUUGGAUCUCGAUGCGGACCGCUCGCGCACAGAGCAAAACUCUUCAAUACUCAGUCCUGAGCCGCCACAGAGGCAGGCAGACGAGCACGGACCCGCGCCCUGUGUGGAGGUCACCGCGGCCGGAGACUGCGAAGCGAGCCUCAAUCUGUCUGAGAAAGACUCCGAAGUGUGCCUCAGUACUGCGAGAUGCUGCGAACUGGACGGUAGCUGUGAAAGGGAACACGGAUCGGCUGACGGGGCGUACACGACCUCGCCUGGUCGCUGUGAAUCGAGACGUGCAAAGUUAGCGUGCAGAGUGCGUCUGAGGCGGGCCGCGGACGAAGUCGCGGACGAUACGGAGGGCACCAGCGAUGAGGAGUGGGCGGGCGCCGCCCAGAGGCUGGCGCUGGACGUCUGCGCGGACGCAGAGCUGAGUGAGGCGCUGGUGGCCGCCAGUAACGACGGCACCGCGCUCGCGGCGUCGGUGGCGUUGUGGCGGGCGCGCUGCGCGAAGCUCCAAGCGGACUGCGGAGUGUUGCAGAACGCUUUGCACCACGCCGCCGACACCGCGCACAGACUGUCGAGCGCGUGCGCGGUGCAGGAGUCGCGCGCGGCGUGCGUGUGCGGCGCCCUGCGCGCGGCCGACGGCGCCCUGGAGGCCUACGACGUGCUGCUGGCGCUGGCCGAGACCAGGGGCGGGCAGCCGGAGCGGGCAUCCGCCGAGCUGGUGGGCAGGCAGCUUCUGUCACGUUUAGAACAGUGCACCACAUCCGUGGGGCAGCCGCUACUCUCCCCAGGACCUUGGAUGCAGCAUUCGCAAGCGUGCGAGGAGGGCGCGUGGUCGGCGCAGGCGGAGCUGCGCCUGCGCCGCCUGGCCGCGCGCCUCAAGGCCGAGUCGGUGGCGCUGCGCCGCCUGCAGCCGCCGCCCGCCUUCUACUCGCACCACGAAAUAGAUCUGAGCGGUAUACCAAAACCUGAAGAGCCGUUCAACAUGGCCGAUAUGGAGGAGGCUGUCGCGAUGCAGGAAGCGCUAACGGCGAGAGAAGCGAAAGCGGUGGAGCGCGCGGCGCUCGCGGGCGUGACGUCACGCGAGCGAGCGGAGCUCUGUCGAAACCAUAAGGGCGAGUCGGCACGCCGCAGCAGACGCCCCCGACAUUGGCUACGCUCCCCGCCGAGCGAGACUCAGCUCUAGUUGUUAUGUACUGAGCUGUGUGUAUGUAUGUAUGUAUGUUUGUAAUAUAGUAAAACUCCAAUUAUCCGAAUCGCCGAUUAUCCGAAUCAAAUCAUACAAUCCGAAAACGGUUGAAGACCGCAAAACAGCUUACAUUGACGGAGAUGUUUAAAAAACAAUGAUUUUUAUUUCUAAACUUGUACAUAAGUACAUUUUAUUUAUAUUUAAAACAUGCGAAAAUUUCAUGUUUCUUUCAUUUAAUUCAAUAAAAAAAAUAGUGCAACAUCAAAACGUAGCUUUUAUUCUCUCCAAUGGCAAUUUUUUUUUUAAAUAUCCGAUUAUCCGAAUAUUUGAUUAUCCGAAUGGGUCCCGGUCCCUAUUAAUUCGGAUAAUUGGAGUUCUACUGUAUCUUUAUUGCAUUGAAAUGUUGUAUACAGUAACAAUAAAAUAGUAUCUACGUUAAGUUAUGAAAGGAACAAAUCACUUGCUUUGACGGACUUAUCCCACGAAGGGAUCUCUUCCAGUUAACCGGCAAGCAAUAAAGGUAGUAGAUAAUUCGAUUAAAAGCGGCAAGUCAGUGUGUUUUUAUUUAAAGCUCAAAUUCAAAUUCAAAAUUUUUAUUCAUUAUUAUAAGAUAAUUCGUAUCGCUUAAUAAUUGUCAAAACGUAUGGUUUAACAACAUUGGUUGACGUCAAAUAAAUUACUUAAAAAAACUAAGUUUACUGCCGCUUCCAAGGCGUCAGUGCUAAAGAAGCGGUAACAAACUUCACUGCAGCAUUUUCUCCAACAACGUCAACUUCUCAAUAUCAAUUAAACUAAGAAUAGAAUGUGGACGAGAGAUAAUCCACAGCUGUAAUGACAGGUGGAGAGGCCGUAGCGUGCCGUAAAUAAUGAAUAUCUACCGAAUACCCGUAAAGUAGUACAUAAAAAUACAUUAAAUAAAUCCCUAUGAGGGAUUUCUUCCAAUCAACCAGGUAAGUCUUCUUCCUCCCGGCUUCAGUCCCGGUCGCAUCCUCACCACUCUGGAGAGGAGCCCGGGGUCAAAUCCCAUCUCGACCAUGUACCAAUAACUAUUUUCGAUGUUAUUUUUAUUUCGAUGUUUGACGGCCUCUGUGGCGCAGCGGUAGUGCGCUUGUCUGUGACACCGGAGGUUCCGGGUUCGAAUCCCGGUCAGGGCGUGAUGAGAAAAGAACUUUUUCUUUUUAGAAGAAGUCGCAGGAAACAGUUCGUGUUUUAAAUAUACCUAUGUCUUCUCUAUUAAGAUCAAUUAAUAAUAUUAAUAGUUGUCGAACAAAAAAUAAUAAUAAGCCAUAAUAAUAAUUAAAAUGUUGAAGAUGCUAUAUUUUUGUGUGUAAAAAUGUAAUGUAUACUAAUAUUAUUAAGAUGACGAGUUUGUUUGUUUGUUUGAACGCGAUGAUCUCAGGAAGUACUGGUUCGAAUUGAAAAAUUAUUUUUGUGUUUAGUAGACCAUUUGUCGAGGAAGGCUUUAGGCUAUAUAACAUCACGCUGCUACUAUAAGGAGCGAAGAAACAAUGGAAAAUGUGAAAAAAAAAAACGGGGAAAAUUAUUCAUCCUUGACGGCUUCAAUGAUGCCCGAAAUAACUAUUCUACGCGGACGAAGUCGCGGGCACAGCUUGUAUUUCAAUAAAACGUGUGCUAAUGAAUAUAUUUUUAGUACGAAACUUAACAUAUGUAUUAUUGUAAUUAAAUAAUUAAUUUAUGGUUUAAAGUGAAUCGAUGAUUUGAAACGAUUUUUUAAAAAUAAAUAUUACAAGUAACCCUUUCCCUUAGUCGCCUUUUACGACAUCUAUGGGAAAGAGUUGGAGUGGUUCUAUUCUUUUUUGUAUUAAAAUCAGUGUCUUUAAAUAUAUGUUUUUACUCGUCUAGUCUGAAGGGGUAGGCAGAGACUAACAUCUUUUAACUGGACACGAUUAUAGCAAAUAUUUUUUUUAUUUAAUGCUUAAUAUCUGAUAUUCUUUUGACAUAAUUUAAUGUUCUAGGUUUUAAAACUUUGAAAGGGCUAUGUUAAGUGUGUGCAUUCCUCUUAUAAGCGAUGGGCUAGCAACCUGUCUCUAUUUGAAUCUCAAUUCUAUCAUUAAGCCAAAUAGCUGAACGUGGCUUAUCAGACUUCCAAUACUGGCUCUGUCUACCCCGUUAGGGAUACAGACGUGAGUAAAUGUAUGUAUUUUUAAAGGCUUAUUAUGUAUCAUGUUAGAAAAGAUAAAAGCGUAUCACUUUAAACUUUGUUAUCAAUGAGGCUAGAACAACAUUUAUGAGGAGAAUUGAAUCUGUAUUACAAAACUUAACAAUUCUACGGUGUCAAUUUUAUUUACUAAUUUAUUGUACACAAAAAUCAUCGAGAAUGAUAAACACAAGAAACAUAAUUACAUAGGUUCUGCUUAUUUUAAAAGAAAUGUCAAAAGGCCGUUAAGUUUACAAGAAGAUAUCGUAAUGUUUUAAGGAAUACCAAACUAAAUAGUGUAAAGACGUAUUGUUGUAGAAAUAUUAUAUAAAUAUAGGCUUAUAAACUUGGGAUUCUUAUUUUAGGCGAUGGGCUAGCAACCUGUCACUGUUUGAAUCUCAAUUCUAUCACCAAGCCAACAAGCUGAGCGUGGCCUAUCAGUCUUUUCAAGACCGUUGGCUCUGUCUACCCCGCAGGGGAUAUAGACGUGACUAUAUAUCUAUACUAAUAUUAUAAAGCUGAAGAGUUUGUUUGUUUGCUGGAACGCGCUAAUCUCAGGAACAGAAAAGGCUUUAGGCUAUAUAACAUCACGCUGCAAUUAUAAGGAGCGAAGAAAUAAUGGAAAAUGUGAAUAAAAACGGGGAAAAACAUUCAUCAAUGAUGCCCAAAAUAACUGUUCCACGCGGACGAAAUCGCGGGCACAGCUAGUAUACAUAUAUAUGUAUAUAUAUUGUAAUUAUCCUCACUAAGAAUAGGCUUUUUUGCUAGACGCUGUUAUAUAUUGAUCUAUAUUUGAAAAAAAAAGUGAAUCUCAAUUAUUUUUUUAUCAACGCCAUAUUAAUUUUGGUGCAAUUUUUGUCGCUAAUCAAACCGUUUGGUUGA